GUCCCUCUGCGGCUUCCGUAGUGAAGGGAGUUGUACUCGGAACAGUACAGCGCCAGUCUUGUUGUUUUUAGCCUUUUAGCCAAACAACUUGAGGUAGUCUUCAAAAAUCCCUUCGAAGAAAAUGGCUACCUCUCUUGUGAAUGAAGAACAGGAUAAAUCAGAAGAUUCAACAAACCUUCGCUGCAGAAAGUGCCGCAGAUGUCUAAUCGACUCAACCUGCCUCCUUAAGGUGGUAACGUCAAGUGAAGCUGCAGCCGCAUGCAGUGUGUGGCAUUUGAACGUUGAAUCUUUGCCAGAUUGGAUUUUGUCAAGUGUCGGUCAGGUCAAUUGGACUGUUGGGAAAUUAAACUGCCAGUACUGUGGAGCUCGCUUAGGAGGCUUUAAUUUUGUAAAUUGCUCCAAAUGCACCUGUGGACAUGAUACAACUGUACAUCUCAGUAAAAGUCGUGUUGAUGAGGAUCUAAAACCUCUAGUUCUUUUGACAAGACCAGGAAGGACUAGAGAACAUACUAGAAGGAGGAAACAUGAGGUGGAGUCUCUCCCUCAGACAAUAAGCUCAGCUCCCUCUCCUUCCUCAACCCUCAACUUCUCCUGUCCUGUAUCUCAUGUAGUCUCUGCUGAAACUGAAUUUGAGGUUGAGUCAAGUGAAGAACCACAGAUUCUUGAGAAUGUUGAGAGGGGCACAGAUGUUUCUUUAACUUCUGAAUUGCCACUACAGCUGUAUGAUUUUCACGAGAGCUCAGAGGAACGGCAUGAGGGUUCUGCUUCCCGGAGUAGAACUUCUCUGGACAGAGCAGUGGAUCCCGAGGGCGUCAGACUGAUGGAGGAGCCACCCAGAAACAUCUUACCCAAUGUAGAGCCAAAGCUCUCCAAGAGGGAGAAAAACCGCCUGAAAAGCCUAAGAAGGAAGCAGAGGAAGAAGGAACGCUGGAUUCAGAGACAGCAGGAGGCAAAAGAUCUGGCUAUGAAGUGGGACCUAACAGGCAGCGAUGAUGAAGAGAGAGAGGGGUAUACAUGUGCCGUGUGUUUAGACAUAUAUUACAGCCCCUACAAGUGCCAUCCUUGCAGUCAUGUGUUCUGUGAGCCCUGUUUGAGAACUCUGGCCAAGAAUCGGCCAAGCAAUACCCCGUGUCCCCUCUGUAGGACCCUCAUAUCCCAUGUGCUCUUUCAGGAAGAGCUCAAUCAAACUACAAAGACAUGUUUCCCAAAAGUAUACAGGUCACGACAUGAGACCUUUCAGAAGACCAACUAUUCGAAAUGGCCCCUGCCCAACUGUCCGAAGCGCUUUCGCAUCUUUUGGGGGUUUCAGAGACACGGAGGCCCUGCCAGUCGCUGGCAGUUUCCCCACAGAGCAUUUGGCCUGGAUGCGUUGGAUUUGGGGGACAUGUGGGGUUGGCCAUUUGACAUUGACUUUGUGAUCAUCUCUAUCUACUCUCUGCACUGGGUGAUGGCGUUCAUCAUCUUCUGUGGCCUCUGCUACUUCCUCCUCAUCUAAUGAAUGGAGGAUUAAAUCUCACAUUGCUGUUGCUGGACAAAAGAAUGUUGUUGAUAGUGGACAUCUCAUCAAGUGCCUCAUACUUUUAUUUCAAUGUAGCUUCAAAUAUGACGAAAUAUUAUUAAGGUGUUUUUCUUCCUGUGUGUUUAUUUGUGUUUUAGGUCUUACAGGGUUUGUGCAAUUCAUAGAUAUCACGUUUAGCUAAUAUCAUCAGCCUGCUUGACCUGUAAACAGUGUUAUAAUGCUUUAGAAAACAAAAAAAGCAAUGAUUCAGGACAUAAUGCUUAGUCUGUUUGUACAGUUGCCUUUAUUUCUGUUGCUAUUGGUUGAAACCAUUGCUUGUCUAAUGCUAGAACCUGGGUUUCUUCCACUAAAAAUGAGUUGUACAAUAGAUUUAAUGGCUUCUUUUACACAGUAAAAGGUUUGAGAGCA
Molecule: messenger RNA, 1927 nt
Organism: Ctenopharyngodon idella (grass carp)
Lineage: Eukaryota; Metazoa; Chordata; Actinopteri; Cypriniformes; Xenocyprididae
Gene: rnf180b
Product: ring finger protein 180b
Exons: 7
Coding region: 122-1495 (457 amino acids)
Biological process (GO): positive regulation of proteasomal ubiquitin-dependent protein catabolic process; serotonin metabolic process; protein polyubiquitination
Cellular component (GO): endoplasmic reticulum membrane
Molecular function (GO): ubiquitin conjugating enzyme binding; ubiquitin protein ligase activity
Source: RefSeq, a predicted model, not a curated record